Molecule: messenger RNA, 1578 nt
Organism: Bactrocera oleae (olive fruit fly)
Lineage: Eukaryota; Metazoa; Arthropoda; Insecta; Diptera; Tephritidae
Product: venom protease
Biological process (GO): proteolysis
Molecular function (GO): serine-type endopeptidase activity
Source: RefSeq, a predicted model, not a curated record
AGAUUGAAUCGGUCAAUGAUAACACUUACACCCGGGCAGUUGUAGCAUUAGGACUACGGACCUCUUUAACUUUAAAAUUCUAAUAUUUUAUUAAACUAACAUAAAUGAAACGGAGAUUGUGUAAUUUUAAGGUGAAGAGGUGCAUUGUUUUAAUAGCCUGGCUAUUGACUAUCGUGGAGUCCAUUGAAUCGCAAUAUUGUGUAGAUUCUAGUCAACGAAGUGGCCAAUGCGUGUAUAUGAGUUCGUGUCCACAACUGAUUCAGGACUACUAUGAAGCUGCAAGAUUUUCGCCAAAUUUACCAGAUUUUCAGACUUUCGUGAGCGGUUCAAUGUGUGGAUUUGAUGGCAAUAAUUUGUUGAUCUGCUGUGCUUCCAACCAAAACAACCCACCUCUAAGUGGAGUUUUAAAUCCCUCCAAUCCGCAACAAGUCAACCCGUAUGCUUCUGCAUUUAAAUUUUCUUCAUUAAAUUCACUUUCCAAUGUACAAACGUCAACACUUACGUUGCCAAUAACAGCUACAUCGCCGAUAACACCAUCAUAUUUACCACCGAUCAAUAUGUCAGAAAGUACAAAACCACCCGCGAAUCCUACUAAUCCGCCCGUCCUACCACCCUAUAACAGUCCAAGUAUAAAUUCCUACACAACAAUUGUACCAACGCGUUUGUCGCCUAAGAUGAGAGGAGGUGAGUGCGGUUUGAGCACAGCUUAUACCAAUAAAGUUGUAGGCGGCACGGAAGCGAGACGAGGCGCAUACCCCUGGAUUGUCGCCUUGGGUUAUCGCGAUGAGAAUAGAGCGAAUUCAUUGCAAUUCCUCUGUGCUGGUAGUUUAAUAUCAAACCGUUAUAUUUUAACAUCGGGUCAUUGCAUAAGUCCUAUGCUGAUCACAGCACGUCUGGGUGUCCACGAUAUUACUGAUCCCAACGAGGCGGGUGCUAUAAGCAUACCCAUUGAACGUAAAAUCAUACAUGAACAAUAUGACUCGCAUUAUAUAAUUAAUGACAUUGCAUUGGUUCGCCUAAGUGCACCGGCUCCUGAUACGGCAUAUAUAAAUACCAUUUGUCUACCCGAAGGCGAGCUAUUCGCUAAAGAUUUCGUAGGCAACAAUCCGUUCGUCGCUGGUUGGGGUGCAGUGAAAUUUCAAGGACCAAGUUCGAAUGUUUUGCGUGAUGUUCAGGUGCCAAUUGUGACUCAACAAACUUGUAUACAGUCUUAUAAAGCUACAUUUCAAAAUUUAGUAUUCACAGAUCAGUUUAUUUGCGCUGGCAAUUCUCAUGUAGAUGCUUGUCAAGGGGAUUCCGGUGGGCCAUUAAUGAUGCCGAUGCUGGAAAAUGGCGCUUAUCAUUAUUACAUACUGGGUUUAGUUUCUUAUGGCUAUGAAUGUGCUCGACCCGGAUUUCCUGGUGUUUAUACACGCGUGGCUUCCUAUAUACCAUGGAUACUUAAUCAUAUGGUUUAGUGAGGGCACAUAAUCUCAAGGAUGAUUUUUAAUUGUAAAAAAAAAAAUUGUUAAUAAUUUUUAUUAUUAUCUUUUUAAAUAAAUUCUGUAAAAUUUUUCUCGUUGCCAACUGAAAUAGAAA